This is a messenger RNA of Lycium ferocissimum, 1267 nucleotides long. Its product is annotated as protein OS-9 homolog. Lineage: Eukaryota; Viridiplantae; Streptophyta; Magnoliopsida; Solanales; Solanaceae. Gene Ontology annotation, biological process: endoplasmic reticulum unfolded protein response; retrograde protein transport, ER to cytosol. The coding region runs from base 123 to 1103 and encodes 326 amino acids. The transcript has 8 exons. Gene Ontology annotation, cellular component: endoplasmic reticulum lumen. The record is from RefSeq and is a predicted model, not a curated record.
AAGUUGUUUAACAAGGCAACAUUCAUCUGUCAAAACCAACUAUUACUAUUCAGUCCUAUGAGCGAUUCUCUGUUUCGCAGACCACUGUAUCCUAAUCUACACCACAAUUAGGGUUUCAAAAAAUGAGAUCCGUAUGUUGUUGGAUUGUUGUAUUUUUGUCAAUUAAUGUGUUAUACGACGUCGUUUCCUCUUCCCAGAUAUUAUCUGCUCAUACAGGCGCAUCAUUCAGUCGAAGUUCUAAAGAACCAAAGUAUACGGUUGAGUUUCAUUCAGAAGACGCACCUUUCCAUCCGGAUGAUGACCAGGAAACUAUUCUUAUGCCCAACAAAAAUGGGGAGAAAUUUCUCUGUUAUUUGCCAAAAGUCGAUAAACCGAAGAUUGGUAAACCAGUGACAACCAAUAUAAGCAGUUUGGUUGUGGACACUGAGAAACGCAUCAAGUGGAGGACACCAGAUGAACUACUUGAAGUACUGAAGGAUCGAUGUCUUGUCAGGCAAGAAGGGUGGUGGUCAUAUGAAUUCUGCUACGAGAACAAGUUGAGGCAAGUUCAUUUGGAGGAUGAGAAGUUGGUUCAAGAAUUUAUCUUGGGUUAUUAUGAUGCCGAGGCUACCGCAGCUUAUCAUCAGAAUCGCUCAGAUAAUUCAGUACUAAAGGAUCCCCGUUCGAAAGAUGCAUCACAAAGGUAUCAUGCUCAUAUCUAUACAAAUGGAACCAUAUGUGAUUUAACGAAUGAGCCACGACAAACAGAGGUGAGAUUUGUUUGCUCAGAACCUAGAGCUAUGAUAAGCUCUAUAACUGAAUUAUCCACCUGCAAGUACGCGCUCACCGUACACUGCCCAACCCUCUGUAAGCACCCGCUCUUUCAUGAAGAAAGGCCAGUGUGGCAUACCAUUUACUGUAAUAAACUUCCAAAAGAUUACACAGAAACGAAAGUUGAAGAAGACAAUUUUGAAAAUCAAAAGAUCGACAUGGUGACAGACUCAGUUUAUCAGCCUUCGAGUGAUUCAGACGAACACGUGAAAGUGGAGGAAGACGAUUCAGAUGAACAUGCCAAUGUUGAGGGAGACAGUUUAGAAGAUGAAAAUAUCACCAUAGCAACAUAAAUACAGACAUGACCAAUGAAGGGAAAUUUUCUAUUUACUGCAGAAAUGCUACAUUCGUUGGCUUAUCAACAUCAAGCUGUUUCAACUCUUUUACUAUUUUCUAUUUGUUUAUCUGAUUCAGUAUAGAACUUUUAGGAAACGGAAAAAACAUUUUUCUUAAGGUA